GUUUUAAAUCUAUAUAUCAAGUAUGUUCAUGUAAUGUUGCUUUUUAAUUUAAAGUCCAAUUACUUUUGUUGUACAUUCAAGGUUUCAGUUUUACUUGGAUUUAAAAAUGUCUGUACACAGUUUACACGACUUAGUAGAGGCAGAGUCGUACCAAGGAUACAACAUUGAUAGGAAUGGAGAAGUGACAGAAUUUUACGACCACAGAAAUGAAGAUGGGACAAACAGUAUUUCAACAGCAAGACACCCCUUGGUCACCACAAGCCACCCAGCAACUACAGUUGCUACAACCCCGAAAAGGAAAAAAGUUCGAUACAGAGAUGCAGGUUGCUGUGAUGGAUGUGUGAAUUGUUUGAUCACGAUUGGAACAAUGCCGUUUGCAACAGCGUUUGCUGUCUUGCUCUGCUGGCUAGGAACAGCCAUGUUUAUAGGUGGUGGUUGGUCUGCUCUGGAUGGUACAAUGAAUUUGUGGGCACAAUUUGGGCCAAUGGCUGGCAAUCCAUACAAUCACCCACCACCACAAUACCUAUACACUGGUAAUGCACUAACACCACAGUUCAUCAACUUAAACAGAGAUGAUUUAGGAAACAGAGUACCUGCUGUUUUCCAAGCGAUCAAGUAUUCGUUUUACGGAUUAAUUCCAUUCAUGUUUGUGUUUACGAUUAUGUUAGCAUGUGACAAUCGUCAUUCGUCUCGUGCCAUGGCUUCUAAGAAACGAAGUUGUAAAUCAUCAAGCUCAGGCAUCUGUCUCACCGCUGCGCUCAUAGGUGUCACAUACAUCCUCAUACUGGCUUGGGUAUUUUUCCUUGCGUUCACAACGCUUGGUGUCUACUAUUAUCGGAUAUCUAUGCUUAGAUGUUCUGAUUUGCAAGAGCGAGAAUUCAGCACUGGUGUUUUAAAAGAUGUUUGCAUUGACCUUGUACAGUUAGGCGUCAUGAUGUUCAAAAACACACAAGACAAUGGAUUUGGGAAACUAUGUGGACCUGGUGAUAGCAUGCAGAGUUAUGGGAAACUGGAGGGCUACUGUCAGAAUUACUACGUGGUGUACCAGUACAUGCUUGUGGCUUUUAGUGGGUGCUUGCUUAACAUUAUCGCAAUGAUCAACUUUAUAAUGAUUCUUACUAUUAACUACAACGAUCUUGCCCGCAAACGAGCGGCCCCAACGAGAUCUACGGCCUCUGCUGCUCCAAGCCAAGCCUCGACGACGCCCAUAGUAGCACGCUCUGUACGUAGCAUACCCAACACCAGUGUAGGGCCCCCGCCUUACGUGGUAAGCAAUCGAGACUAUGACAGAGAACGGCGCUCGUCUAAAGACAUAGAGUUAGAUUACAUGUUAGAUUCUGCAAGCAGUUAUGAAAGGCCUCGUGAAGAAGAUAGCCACAUGGGUGUAAAUUAUUACUACAGACGCUAAGGUUUGGUUUAUAAACUUUAUAUGUUACAUAAACAAAACUCAAGAAGUAUAUUUGUAAAAAUACUUCGAAAAAGUCGAAUUUUUGUGUCUUUAUGAAAAAAAACUCUUUUUAAUCUGCUAAAAUGAAAUGUUUAUGGUGUUUUUAACAAAAAAAAUACUUUUUUUGUAUUUGCUUACUUUUUACUGCAUAUGCUACAAAACGGUACGACUAUAUAUAUUAUAUAUAAUACCUAAAUAGUUGCAUAAAUAUAUAGUAGGGUGAGGAAAGAUGGGACACGUUUUGAUUCUAUUUUCUCGUCUCAUUUGGUAGUAAACAAACAACAUUUGAAGAAUAAUAAACCCUUAUCCUCACGACUCCCGUGGAACGUUGUUAUUUCUUUAAUAAACAAUCCGGUUUUUGGAUAUUAUGUGCUAAAGGCGUCCCGUCUUUCCCCACACUAAUAUAUAUAUAUAUAUUGAUAUGUUGUAUGUAUACACACAUGCUAAUGAAACAUCAUGUUUUACUGACCAGUUGGUUAUGUUUUACACAAUCAGAUAUCAUACAUUGCUCGUUAUACUAUACAGUUACCAUUACAUAUGUAUUUGCCUGGUCGCAAACGGAUAAAUAGUUUUUGUCCUUUUUAUAUAGUAGAUGGGGCAUGAUGGGACAUGUUUUUACUCAUUGUCGUCCCAUUUGGUUGUCAACAAGUUAUAUUUACAGAAUCAUAAAACCGAAGCCUCUUUUUUUAAAAAUGCGUUGUUAUUUGUUUAAAACACGGUCAGAAAAUAUGGGUUUUAGGUGCUAACAGUAUCCCAUCUUACCCCACAAUACUAUAUGUACAGUGCUGUUGCGUGAAACUUAGUUUUAUUCUAGUAAAAUGAGAGCUGUCGUAUCGUGUUGUCUUAACGUAUCAAAAAUAACCCUGUAUGUACUAACAGUGAGAAAAAGCUGAGUUCUUGAUACGCUAAAAAAUCAUCUUUCUAUAAACGUCCCACUUUUUGCAAAUGACUUGUAAAUGCUAUUUGACCAUAUACCAGUUUCUUUUUAUGUCACGGUUAAAUUGUUCUGUUACAAAAAUAUACCUUAUAUCCAUAGAUGUUUAACGUAAUUUUGACAAUUUCGCGUAAAAAAACGUUUUUGAACUAAUGAAAAUCGAACAAAAUUUUUAAAUAAAUUUUUAAUUUAGGUCAUUUUUGCUUUUUAAACUGCAAAUUUUAACUGCAACUAACAUUUAACUUUAAAACAUUACCCACUUUUGACUGUUUCAAAGCCCGUAACUGUCUGUCCAUUCACUCCAGUAUUACAGCUACAUAAACAAAUUUCUUGUUUUCUCGACGGUGCCUUUUUAUAUUUUGCAUAUUGUAAUGUUUUAUUCUUACACACAUGUUUGUACAGCAUUGUGCUAAUGUCAUAUUGUACCAUCUUCCCCCAUUCAAGUAGGUUGGGGUAAGAUGGUCCAUGUUUUCAUUCUGAUUUAUUGCAAUAUUUACAGAAUUUUAUAACAAAAUUUUCACGACUUUAAAAGAGUCGUUAACCGUUAAAAUUACAAUAUAUGUAUAUGUUGUGUGGUAAUGGUAUCCCAUCUUACCCCACAGUACUAUACCCUUAAAAAAUCCAAACAAUCUACAAGAAUUUACUCUUUUUCUGGUAACGUAUAAUUUUAUAAUAUCUAUAAAUAUAUUGCAUACCGUAAUUGCAUCGUUGUUUUGGUACCAAAUGUUUAUCCUUGUAUUUACCUGCUUUUUUAUUCUAAAUAUUACAGCGUCUCCCUAUGGUAGCUGUAGAAUUAGUGACCAAUAAAACGUGUGAGUUGCAAA
Molecule: messenger RNA, 3205 nt
Organism: Ciona intestinalis (vase tunicate)
Lineage: Eukaryota; Metazoa; Chordata; Ascidiacea; Phlebobranchia; Cionidae
Source: RefSeq, a predicted model, not a curated record